Messenger RNA from Physcomitrium patens, 2638 nucleotides. RefSeq names its product protein EXORDIUM-like 5. The record is from RefSeq and is a predicted model, not a curated record. NCBI's taxonomy places the organism in Eukaryota, Viridiplantae, Streptophyta, Bryopsida, Funariales, Funariaceae.
AGAGGCAGAGACAACGAGUGCUGCUGUCCACCACCAGCAGGAGCAACUGCUGCAGCAACAGCAGGAGCCUGAUGAUGUGAGACGACGAUGAAGAAGAUCGUGAUCAUCGUCGUCGUCCCUGAUUGAGAAAUGACGAUCGCAAGGGAGGGCUUCUUCUUCGUCUUCGUCGACUUCGUCUCAUGAGCUGGGGCCAGCUCACACUGUUUGUUGCUGCUGCUGCAGGGAGUGAGGGAGUGAGUGACUGAGUGACAGACAGACAGACAGACAGCUUCCUGCCUUCCUUCCUUCCUUCCUUCCUUCCUCCUCCUUGUUGUGGCGAAGCUUCAGACCCCACUUUCUCUUUCAGCUUCCAUGGUGCUGUGAGGGUUUCCAGCACGGGUUUGUAAUGACAAUGCGAGGAGUCGUUUGAAGGACGGAGGUUUAGUGUAAGACCCGUUUGCUGGGUGAUGCGAUUGGGCAGCGUCUGGGGUCGAGCUGUUAGACAGCUAGCUGUUCCUGGGUCCGGGUUGGAAGCGGAUCGGUUCUUCGGAGGCGUGGUGUUUGGAUGCGAGAAAGAGGCAUUCAUGUUUGCUGACAUUGGGUGCGUGGGUGUUGGGUGCGCGCAAUGUGCUUGGUUCUUGCUGGAGUAGGAGCUUUUGAUUGUGCUGGCGGUGGGUUUUUUUUCGUGGACUUCGCAUUGGUUUUCGAAUUGCUUACUGUAGGGAGGUGGCGAGUUUGGAGAACCUGUGGAUUGUAGGUCGGUAGAGAGGCGCGUCCAUCAAGCUGGAAUGCAUGACGGAAGGGAGUUCUAAGCUCGAUAUACUACCGUCAUUAUCUUUGUUAUAUGCUCAACUGUAGUCGAGUAAUUCCAAAGCCCCUCGGAGCAACUUUGAGCUCCUAGGACUGGUCAAAUCAACCACAGAUCACAUUGCUGUUCAACCCCUGAGUACCCUCCAUUGCGCAUGACGAUCACUUUCAGCCUCAUGAUGAACUAUGGCAUUCAUCGCCCCUUACUCGUCCUCCUAUUCGCAGCCAUGUUGGUUAAUGCAGCUCCUGCCACCUCUGAUAAUUCCCUGCUUUCGACAGUUUACCGACCAUUCAGGCCAUGGUCAGGCAGUGAGUCGAGAGAUUCUAAGGCUCUAGUCCAACAGCUCCAGGUCAACAUGCAGUACCACAUGGGACCAGUGCUCACAUCGGACAUCCACGUCUACAUCAUCUGGUAUGGGGCGUGGAAAACCUCCCAGAAGAGUAUCAUUCGCGACUUUCUGAGCUCCAUCUCGGCUCCCGCUUCCCUCCCCGGCCCCUCGGUGCAGCAAUGGUGGUCAACUGUCCAAAAGUACACGGAUCAAACGGGCGCUAACAUCAGCUCGUCGAUCACUGUGGUCGGUGAACAUGAAGACAACGGUUACUCUCACGGGAGAGAGCUUUCCCGUUUGAGCGUGCAAGAGGUUAUUCGCAGCGCAUUGGCGGAGAAUCUCGGCACUCUCCCAGUAAACACUAAGGGGGGUCUUUACAUGGUCCUCACUGCCGAGGAUGUAAUGAUGCAGGACUACUGCCGAGCAGUAUGUGGGUUCCACUACUUCACGUUCCCAUCGAAAGUGGGUUACACUCUGCCCUACACCUGGAUUGGAAAUUCGGGGAAAUCAUGCCCGGAGACAUGUGCUUAUCCAUUUGCAGUGCCCCAGUUCAUGGCGGCCUCCAUGUCCCCACUCAAAAGCCCAAACAAUGAUGUUGGUGUCGAUGGCAUGGUGAGCGUCAUUGGUCACGAGCUGGCCGAAAUAUCUAGCAACCCGCUUAUAAACGCCUGGUACGCGGGAGAGAAUCCGUCAGCCCCCAGAGAAAUUGCCGAUCUCUGCGAGGGUAUGUAUGGGCCGGGUGCAGCAGGGGGCUACCCGGGCACUGUGGCUGUUUCCCAAUUCGGCGCCAGCUACAACAUGCAUGGGGUGCGGGGGCGGAAGUUUUUGGUGCAGUGGUUGUGGAACGCAGACACGAAUUCCUGUGCAGGGCCUCUCUGAAUCGCCCAACGUCAUUGACCACUCAUAUGGCGAUCGAAUCUCUGUCUAAAGGAUCAAUCUCUGAACGUGUCGAAUGUUGGCAAGCUGCUUUCACUAUUCAGCUGCUGAGAACCAAGUGCCGAGGAAUAAAUUCGUUAUCUCAGCGGGUUAUCUUUGCGAGGGUCGAGCCUUAGCUGGAUUGGAACUUAUGUACUUUUCGACCCACUGACUGCACCGACUCUAACCGAAAUCCCAAUCUUCCCAAGUUGCUUGAAUUUCCCGAGGUCCUGACUUCAGUUUCGACUGUCCCGGCUUCACGCUGUAGUCAGCCACCAUGACUUUCUCUGACUCUGGAACCUGCCGAUAUGUGAGGUUUCUUCAUAGCAACCAGUUGGGAAAUUGCUCGAGUGCGCAGAUUCUCACAUCUGUAACAUGACAGUCUGGUACUCUCUCGUAAUCACGAUCCGACGUGGCAUGUUUUCAUGCUUGAUCAGCACAUGAGCUGUCUCCGGUUGCGUUCUAAACUUAGCUACACUACAGAAUUCUAUCGAAGCAAGUCAUCCCAAGUGGGGUUGUGCACCUAUAGCAACAAUAGCAUUGGAAAAGUAAGAUUUUGGCGCCCAAUUGUGAAAUUUCUCAUUGCAAUAUUGUGCUUUUUCCUUCCA